AUGUCAGUUCAAGAUCGGAACGCCACAUCGCAGAACACGAUGUCAUCAUCGUCUCCACGAAACGCCGUCAACUGCAGAGAAAACGAAUGCGACUGGGUCUGGAACGAAAUCAAAGCUGAAGCUCGCCAAAUGCAAAGCGGUGGUAGUGAGCCUUUCACAAUGUCACCGCCGUGGUUGGUGCCGGUGUCCUCAGUCUUCCUUACGCGCUAUCUCAACUCGGAUGGUAUCACUUUUCCUUCAAUCCAAGUCUUUUCUGGGCUUUGGAAUCACAGUACUAGUCCUAUCCUGGGUGAUUACACUCUACACACUAUGGAAAAUGGUGGAAAUGACACGAAAUUGUUCCAGGAAAAAGAUUUGACAAAUACCGUAUUUGAGGUGAUGAGAAAACAAGAAAAGGAUCAUCUUGCUGAAUUGGCUGCAGAGAAGGCUCAUCAGGAAGCCAUUCAGGCUCAACUUGCUAUCGUGACAAUUGAUGUUGGUAGUCCUGAAGCUGAAGUUACCAAAGAGUUUGUUGCAAAAGAGGGAGAUACAGUGGAGCCAGGUAAAAAGGUUGUAAUGAGUAAGCGCCUGAUGAAGUCGAUAUAUUCAAUGAAACUUCGAUCUGAAUAUAAAGAAGCAUUCCUUGAGAAGCAUGGAGUGAAAUUUGGGCUCAUGUCUGGAUUUGUGGAAGUUGCUGUUAGUGGGCUACAAAAUCAACCAAUUAUUAAUGUUGUUCUGAAUGUAAGCAGAUCUAAUAUCACUGAUGAUGGGUGUGACAAAUUUUCAAGUUUGAUAAAUUUGGAGAGCUUGAAUCUGGAUUCAUGUAGAAUUGGGGAUAAAGGACUUGUUCACUUAGCAGAGUUGUCUGAUAUAGCAUUUGGAAACAAUAGUCUUCGUCAUCUCUCUGGUUAG
This is a messenger RNA of Lactuca saligna, 891 nucleotides long. The record is from the annotation of a GenBank genome assembly. NCBI's taxonomy places the organism in Eukaryota, Viridiplantae, Streptophyta, Magnoliopsida, Asterales, Asteraceae.